This is a messenger RNA of Rhinolophus ferrumequinum (greater horseshoe bat), 4920 nucleotides long. It is a transcript of the gene PDE2A, whose product is annotated as phosphodiesterase 2A. Gene Ontology annotation, molecular function: 3',5'-cyclic-GMP phosphodiesterase activity; 3',5'-cyclic-AMP phosphodiesterase activity; protein homodimerization activity. Gene Ontology annotation, biological process: negative regulation of receptor guanylyl cyclase signaling pathway; positive regulation of gene expression; cGMP catabolic process. The transcript is spliced from 32 exons. Gene Ontology annotation, cellular component: mitochondrial inner membrane; mitochondrial matrix; cytosol. Lineage: Eukaryota; Metazoa; Chordata; Mammalia; Chiroptera; Rhinolophidae. The record is from RefSeq and is a predicted model, not a curated record. Bases 318 to 3083 code for a protein of 921 amino acids.
CAGCAGGAGAGGCGGGAGCAGCAGGGAGCAGCCGGGGCAGCAGGGCUGGAUUGGGGUGUUGAGUACAGGCUGAGUCGGGGACAGGCCGCUGCUCUUGGUCCCCGUGCCUGCUGGGCCAGGCGCCCUGCCUGGAGCCCCAGGCAGGGUGGACAGGGCGAGGUGCCACCUUAGUCCGGCUGGGGAGGCAGAUGAUGAGGAGCGAUGGGUCAGGCAUGCGGCCACUCCAUCCUCUGCAGGAGCCAGCAGUACCCGGCAGCGCGACCGGCUGAGCCGCGGGGCCAGCAGGUCUUCCUCAAGCCGGACGAGCCGCCGCCGCCAUGCGCCGACAGCCUGCAGCCAGCCAGGACCUCCUUGCACAGGAGCCAGUGCCCCCAAGAAGUAGAGACGUCCGACUGGAGGAUGCUUUGCUGAGCCUGGGCUCUGUCAUCGACAUUGCAGGCUUGCACCGGGCUGUCAAGGAGGCCUUCUCAGCCGUGCUCCCCAGAGUGGAGACUGUCUACACCUACCUGCUGGACAAGGAGUCCCGGCUGGUGUGUGAGGACCCGCCCCAUGAGCUGCCCCAGGAGGGGAAAGUCCGAGAGGCUGUGAUCUCCCGAAAGCGGCUGAGCUGCAAUGGACUGGGCCCCUCCAACCUCCUGGGGAAGCCUUUGGCUAAGCUGGUGGCCCCAUUGGCUGCUGACACCCAAGUGCUGGUCAUACCGCUGGUGGAGAAGGAGACUGUGGCUGUGGCAGCCGUCAUCUUGGUGCACUGUGGCCAGCUGAGUGACAGUGAAGAAAGGAGCCUUCAAGCUGUAGAGAAGCAUACGCUGGUGGCCCUGCGAAGGGUGCAGGUCCUGCAGCAGCGCGGGCCCCGCGCGGCCCCCGAAGCGGUUCAGAACCCCCCGGCGGGAGCGGCGAAAGACGAGCAGAGAGAGAUUGCCCACACCGACCAGGACCGAAAGAUCCUGCAACUGUGUGGGGAACUCUACGACCUGGAUGCCUCUUCCCUGCAGCUCAAAGUCCUCCAAUAUCUGCAGCAGGAGACCCAGGCAUCCUGCUGCUGCCUCCUGCUGGUGUCCGAGGACAAUCUCCAGCUCUCCUGUAAGGUCAUUGGAGAUAAAGUGCUAGAGGAAGAGGUCAGCUUCCCGAUGACAAUGGGACGCCUGGGCCAAGUGGUGGAAGACAAGAAAUCUAUCCAACUGAAAGAUCUCACCUCUGAGGAUGUGCAACAGCUGCAAAGCAUGUUGGGCUGCGAGCUGCAGGCCAUGCUCUGUGUCCCUGUCAUCAGCCGAGCCACUGACCAGGUGGUGGCCCUGGCCUGCUCUUUCAACAAACUUGGAGGAGACUUGUUCACAGACCAGGAUGAGCAGGUGACCCAGCACUGCUUCCAAUACACCAGCACAGUGCUCACCAGCACCCUGGCCUUCCAGAAGGAGCAGAAACUCAAGUGUGAGUGCCAGGCUCUUCUCCAAGUGGCAAAGAACCUCUUCACUCACCUGGACGACGUCUCUGUCCUGCUCCAGGAGAUCAUUACAGAGGCCAGAAAUCUCAGCAAUGCUGAGAUCUGCUCAGUGUUCCUGCUGGAUCAGAAUGAACUGGUGGCCAAGGUGUUCGACGGGGGCGUGGUGGAGGACGAGAGCUAUGAGAUCCGCAUCCCAGCAGACCAGGGAAUCGCGGGCCACGUGGCGACCACGGGCCAGAUCCUGAACAUCCCAGACGCGUACGCACACCCACUCUUCUACCGUGGCGUGGAUGACAGCACCGGCUUCCGCACACGCAACAUCCUUUGCUUUCCCAUCAAGAAUGAGAACCAGGAGGUCAUCGGUGUGGCUGAGCUGGUGAACAAGAUCAACGGACCAUGGUUCAGCAAGUUCGAUGAGGACCUGGCAACAGCCUUCUCCAUCUACUGUGGCAUCAGCAUCGCCCAUUCCCUCCUUUACAAGAAAGUGAAUGAGGCCCAGUAUCGCAGCCACCUCGCUAAUGAGAUGAUGAUGUACCACAUGAAGGUCUCUGAUGAUGAAUAUACCAAACUUCUCCAUGAAGGGAUCCCGCCGGUGGCUGUCAUUGACUCCAAUUUCGCCAGUUUUAUCUAUACCCCUCGCUCUCUCCCAGAAGAUGAUACUUCCAUGGCCAUCCUGAGCAUGCUGCAGGACAUGAAUUUCAUCAACAACUACAAAAUUGACUGCCCGACGCUGGCCCGGUUCUGUUUGAUGGUGAAGAAGGGCUACCGAGAUCCCCCUUACCACAACUGGAUGCACGCCUUCUCUGUCUCCCACUUCUGCUACCUGCUUUACAAGAACCUGGAGCUCACUAACUACCUCGAGGACAUCGAGAUCUUUGCCUUGUUUAUUUCCUGCAUGUGUCAUGACCUGGACCACAGAGGCACAAACAACUCCUUCCAGGUGGCCUCGAAAUCUGUGCUGGCUGCGCUCUACAGCUCUGAGGGCUCUGUCAUGGAGAGGCACCACUUCGCUCAGGCCAUCGCCAUCCUCAACACCCAUGGUUGUAACAUCUUCGACCACUUCUCCCGGAAGGACUACCAGCGCAUGCUGGACCUCAUGCGGGACAUCAUCUUGGCCACGGACCUGGCCCACCACCUCCGCAUCUUCAAGGACCUCCAGAAGAUGGCGGAAGUGGGCUAUGACCGAAAUAACAAGCAGCACCACAGUCUCCUUCUCUGCCUCCUUAUGACCUCCUGUGACCUCUCUGACCAGACCAAGGGCUGGAAGACCACGAGGAAGAUUGCAGAGCUGAUCUACAAAGAAUUCUUCUCCCAGGGAGACUUGGAGAAGGCCAUGGGCAACCGGCCGAUGGAGAUGAUGGACCGUGAGAAGGCCUACAUCCCUGAGCUGCAGAUCAGCUUCAUGGAGCACAUUGCAAUGCCCAUCUACAAGCUGCUUCAGGACCUGUUCCCCAAAGCGGCAGAACUAUACGAACGCGUGGCCUCGAACCGUGAGCACUGGACCAAGGUGUCACACAAGUUCACCAUCCGCGGCCUCCCGAGCAACAACUCGCUGGACUUCCUGGAUGAGGAGUACGAGGUGCCUGAGCUGGAUGGCACUGGGGGCCCAGUCAAUGGCUGUUGCAGCCUUGACUCUGCGUGAGCCUCUCCCACGAUCCUGCCCUGCCCAGGCCUCCUCCCACAACCCUCCAUUGGCGGGACCAGAGCCAUGGGUCCUGGGUUCUAGAUCAGAACUUCUCGUGUGACCUGGGCAAGUACUGACCUUCUGGGCCUCAGCGUUCUUGUCUGUAUAAUGGAAGCAAGACUUCCAACCUCACCAAGACUUUGUCAUUUGUCCUCUGAGAGCACAGGGUGACCCAUGAGCAGUGGGCCCUGCUCUGUACGUCUGACCACGCCUUGGCAAGUCCUCCCCAAGCCACUCCUCCCCGGCAGCCUGGCUGGCUUCUCCUGGGCCCCUGGCCUGCCUCUCCAGAUCUGUGUCCUUUUCCCCUCUCCAGGAUCCUCAUUCAAGGAGAAGGUGGGACACCUCGGUGAAUAGAGGGCAGAUCUUAGAAACAGUCAUUAGCUGUGUUGGAGGACUAGAAAUAGCCGUGGAGCCACAGGUGCCCCUGAGGACCGCCCCUGUACUUACGGUGGGGAUGAGGACCUGGGGUGAUUGAUGCAGGGACCCUACAAGGCAGCUGCCAGAGGGGCACUCAGUGCUCUGAGGAGAGAGGCUCAGGAAGAAAACAGGAUGGGAACAAUGGGCAGGAAGGAUCCCUGGGCUGGGAGACCGGCCCCAACUGAGUCAGCAAUGCUUCCUCCUGGCUGUGUGACCCUGGGCGAGUCCCUUGCCCUAUCUGGGCAAACAGUAGGCUGAGACAGUCUGUUCUCUGAGACCCCUUUUGUCUAGAUCAAAGUCCCCCGAGGUCUGUGGAGUCCCAGAAAAGGCUGUGGAAUGCCCCUGCCACCCUAGGGCAGAUAGCUGACCUUGAGUCCGUCAGAGGACCCCUGUGUGUAUCCCCUUAGCCCAAGCCCCACCUCCAUUCCUGCAGCCAGAGAGGCACCCGGCCUCAGCCUUGGCAGGGUGUCGCUCCUCUUCAAGGCCAUAUCCACCUGUGCCCCGGGGCUUGGGAGACCCCAUAGGGUCGGGCCUCUUGGGUCAGCCCGGCAGCUUCUCCCUUCUCUUUUGUUCUGUACUGUGUUGUGGGGUAGGGGGAGGGGGGCCACCUGCCUUACCUAUUCGGAGUUGCCUUUAGAGAGAUACGUUUUUCUAGGACUCUGUGCAACUGUUGUAUAUGGUCCCGUGGGCUAACCGCUUUGUACAUGAGAAUAAAUCUAUUUCUUUCUACCAACCCUUCCCCGUGGGGAUUUUUGCAGACUUUGUGAAUGGAGGUGGGGAAAAACAGAAUUGGGGGAGGCAUAUGCCCACUAGAACUCCCUGGCUACUGGAAUCCCCACCCCUGGUGCCUAGCCCCUUUUAUUCUGUAGUUGUAGACCUGUUGGGGUACCCCUGACCCAGUCCUGUGCCAGAAUUGUGGGGUUUAGGGGUAGAUAGCAGAUGGGGAGGCCUGGGCAUGGUGCAGUGAAAGGACAUGUUGGCUAGCAAAGAUUGUGGACCGGAAAGGGAGAGGUGAGGGACUGAAGCAAUCAGGGAGGCUGCCUGGAGGAGGCAGACUUCUCUUCCUGGACCUUCUUUCUGCUGGCUUACUCUGGUCAUGAGUACCCAUACAGCUAGGGCCUGUGUCUAUGAACCCCAUUCAGCCACAGGGAUGUCUGUCUGUGUCCCCAUAAGUCCUGCCAAAGGAAUACCCCUGAGUCUGAUACUAUACCAGAGGUAGCCCUGGGUUGUGUCUGUGGAGUCAUCCCCCCUGCUCUCCAAGCUAUGAAAGUGUUUCUCUCUGCAUAGGCAUAGGGGCAGAGUCCAGACUGGGGACCAUGAGGAAGCGCUAACUAGAAAAGUCUCCAGACCCCAUCCCCUCACUUGCCUACGCCCCUCC